AUGGGGCGUUCUGUGCAAGCAGAGCAGGGCCACUACGGCUGCCUCGAUGUUCUAUCAUCAUGCUUCAACAAAUCAUCCAAACUUCCACAUCAACCCCCCAGGCCGGACACACCGAAUGCUCGUCCAGCUUAUGCCAAACGCUAUGAGACUGAAUCGGGGCAGUCACACUUUCCGCUUCCACUCUCAAAUAUCUCAAAUGGAGCUUCCUCGGUUGUCUUGAACUUUCCCGACAGCCAAGUGCCGUCCAAAGGGGAUGAAAUUUCCCUUCAACCCCCCGACCGGCUCUCACACGAAGUGCAACAAGCAUCGGAUCUCUGGAAAGAGGCGUUCGAGGAACUUGACCAAGAUUACAAGAAAUCGAUCUCUGCGAAUUUGUCUUCCAUAGGCGAGGACCCGGUAGAACAAUUGAUCAAGCUCGUGCAAGAUAAGGAAGAAAGGUUCAAGGACAGGUCGGGCAAGAUCACAGUUGGAGACAAAGAGAUCCUAUGGAGGGACUGCGCAACGCGCGUCAUCAGUCUCCUUUCCGCUGCUGUCGACGUUGGCAUAAACUUUGCACCUACCCCUGGGCCAGCCGUCUGGUCGGCUUUGAAGGUUUUGCUCAAAGCACAUGUUGACUUGCGCAACGCCCUCGUCAACGCUUAUCGAAGUGCGCUUGAGCUUCUGGACUACGCGAGAACGAAGCUCGAGGAUGGCGUUGCAGUACGCCAAUUCUUCGAAGCCUUGUGGGAUCCCCACAAGACGAAAGACAAGCUGAACGAGCUCGAGGAAGCUGAGAAAAGCUUACAAGAAGUCGUACUAGCAUGCGAUAUCAAGAAGAAGUAUCUUCAAGAUGACUAUAGUCUGAGGCUUCUCAAUCGACUGAACGACCCACUGCGAUACAUCGACAGAAAGGUGACCAGGAUCCUCACGGAAAUGGAAGAUGACAAGCUCAUGAGAACACUCAAUUUUAUUUCCCAAAUCAAUGUGGGAGAUCAACACAUUGGUGCCGGCAAGUCAGUGCUCACAUCGAACAUAAUUGAUCGUUACCUGGUAAACGAUUAUGACCGAGAUAAGGUCGACAGCAACUUUGACGAAGGCUUCGCAUUUUUCUAUUACAGCAAGAACAACAAAAACGUCACAGAUGACCCAGUUAACAAUGUACUUCGAAGCUUUUUGCGGCAGCUGGCUCGAGUACCGCACUACGCGAAUAGAGUAUUCAAUGAUCUAGCCAGUCUAUGCCGAAACAUGGAAAGAGAUCAACGAGCCUUCACGCCAAACCUUUGUCGAGACCAAAUAUCACUACUUGUCAAGGCGCUACCGAGGACUACACUUGUACUUGACUCCCUAGACGAGCUGGAGCCCCUGCAGAUGCAGGAGAUUAUCAGCUUUUUGGUGAGCCUCGUUAAUACUUCUGAACGACCAGUCAAGAUAUUCGUCUCCAGUCGAUUCUCAACAGAUAUCUGCAACGAGAUCAACAAAGCCAACAACGAACCUACGCGUAUAGACAUCGCUGAACAGAAUCAACGAGAUAUCAAGACCUUUGUUCUCGAGGAGACCGAGAGAAUUGAUUGCCACUGGAGGAAUGACGAGAUUAGGGGGAAGGUCGUUGAAACGAUUAGCAAAGACGCCCGGGGAAUAUGGGCGUUCCUGCAACUUGAGAAGCUCAUCAAGUUGAUUUCCACCGAGGAUGUCACGGAUCAACUCGGGAAACUUCCUGUUGGGUUGACAGCAACUUACGACGAGUUGUACGCGAAGCCCGGAUCCCACGACGGGGCCAAAGACUAUCAGAGCAGGCCUUAG
Colletotrichum abscissum is the source of this 1779-nucleotide messenger RNA. RefSeq lists its product as uncharacterized. The transcript has 6 exons. The record is from RefSeq and is a predicted model, not a curated record. The coding region runs from base 1 to 1779 and encodes 592 amino acids. Lineage: Eukaryota; Fungi; Ascomycota; Sordariomycetes; Glomerellales; Glomerellaceae.